CUUGUUUCCGCUCUAGAAACCCUAGGUUUGUUCCUGAUUUGUUAACGAAGUAGGCGGCGGAAGAGGAGGUGAGACUGAACAGCGGCAUGGAGAACCAGGUGGCUAAGACCGUGAAGGAUGUCUCGCCUCACGAGUUCGUCAAGGCCUACUCCGCCCAUCUCAAGAGAUCUGGCAAGAUUGAGCUUCCCGAGUGGACUGAUAUUGUAAAAACUGGGAGGUUCAAGGAGCUUGCUCCUUAUGACCCAGACUGGUACUAUAUCAGAGCAGCUUCAAUGGCCCGCAAAAUUUACUUAAGGCAGGGCAUUGGAGUAGGUGGCUUUCAGAAAAUUUACGGAGGCCGGAAGAGGAAUGGAAGUCGCCCGCCGCAUUUCUGCAAGAGCAGUGGGGCAAUCGCCCGCCACAUAUUGCAGCAACUGCAAGUGAUGAAUAUCAUUGAGAUCCAUCCUAAAGGUGGAAGAAAAAUCACUUCUCAGGGACAGCGGGAUCUCGAUCAAGUGGCUGGCCGUGUCUAGUUACUACUUUAUUGGAACUCUUCCAAUUAAGAAACUUUUUACUUCAGGAUUUAGUAUAACUUUUGUGUUUACCAAACGUCAGUAGAUGAUGGUUUGGAUUGAUUUAAACUGUUUUGGUUUUGGACAAUGUCUUAUUGAGAGAAAUGUAUGAUAUACUUCAAAGAAUUUCUGUUAGAUUGCAAUAAAUCUUAGUGGCACCUUAUUUGCUUA
This is a messenger RNA of Zingiber officinale, 722 nucleotides long. Its product is annotated as 40S ribosomal protein S19-like. The coding region runs from base 87 to 512 and encodes 141 amino acids. Gene Ontology annotation, cellular component: cytosolic small ribosomal subunit; ribosome. NCBI's taxonomy places the organism in Eukaryota, Viridiplantae, Streptophyta, Magnoliopsida, Zingiberales, Zingiberaceae. Gene Ontology annotation, molecular function: structural constituent of ribosome; RNA binding. The transcript has 4 exons. Gene Ontology annotation, biological process: translation; ribosomal small subunit assembly. The record is from RefSeq and is a predicted model, not a curated record.